GGAGCUGGGUGUCGCCCUGCUCUCUGAGCCGAAGGCAGGACUCCCCAGUCGAGAUUCAGCGCAGUCCGCGUCGUGGCCCCCUUGUCCGCUAGGUACUACCGUCUCGUUAACUGUGUGUGCCGCGUGAAAUGUCUGAAGGAGCCAUGGGAGUCGAAGGCUGCACCAAAUUUAUCAAAUACCUGCUAUUCUUCUUCAACUUCAUCUUCUGGCUUGCUGGAGGAGUCAUCCUGGGCGUGGCCCUGUGGUUGAGACAUGACCCAAAGACAAGCAACCUGCUGGAGCUCGAAUUCGAUGGAGCCCACGCCCCCAGCACCUUCUACAUAAGUGUCCACAUCCUGAUCGCUGUCGGCGCAGUGAUGAUGGUGGUCGGUUUCCUCGGGUGUUAUGGUGCCAUCCAAGAAUCCCAGUGUCUCCUCGGAACUUUCUUCGCCUGCCUGGUCAUCCUGUUCGCCUGUGAAGUUGCAGCUGGAAUCUGGGGCUUCAUGCACAAAGACACUGUGUCGAAGGAGAUGAUCAACUUCUAUGACUCCGUGUACGACAAGGCCAUGGCGCAAAGCCUCACCGACCAGAACAAGAAGCAGGCUGCUGCCACCGUGCUGAAGGUCUUCCAUGAGACGCUGAGCUGCUGUGGAAAAGGCCAGGGGACGUCUAUUCUGACAAAGCUCACAGACACGCUCGGCCUGACCGACCUCUGCCCCAGCAACGCACAACUGAUUAGUUGCCACAACAGGAUCCAGGAGAUAUUCUCCGAUAAGAUUUACCUGAUCGGUAUCGCCGCCCUGGUGGUCGCAGUUAUUAUGAUCUUCGAGAUGAUCUUCAGCAUGGUGUUGUGCUGCGGCAUCCGCAACAGCCCGGUGUACUAAAGCGACGGCGGCUGCCGGCGGACGUGCAGAUGAAGGAAGGACGACCUAGCAGUCGCUGUCUCAUUCAUUCUCUUUUUUUUUUCUAAGCAGGAUACCUAACAUAUAUAUAUAUAUAUCGCUUGCUGGAUUUAGUCAGCUCGUUGAGAAGACAACGCAAAAUCCAUCCUCCGUUGAGCAUUUGAAUCACACAGUAAAUGAAUAUUUGUUAGUCACAGAUGUUAUGCAUAUGUGACCAGUGCUAUCAUAACCCGAUGAGUAGAUUCGUAUUCUGUCGCACUGCCACACACAACUUACUUUCACCAGUCCUGGUGCUUUAAUCCUUUAGGGAUUCAUUAGAUGUUUACUGCCUCCUUGCCUAUGAACAUGUUCUUAUACUCUUGGUUUUAUGGAUGUUUGGUUUUUUCCACUGUUUUAUGUAUAAACUGUAUAUAAAUAUAUAUAUUAACAGUGCUUUAUGACUGCAUGAGCAUGGAUAUUACAGUAAAUUCUUCUCCUGUUUUCUUCCUGCACUCAUUAGUCUUGCCCUAGAAUGAACCAGAUGAGACUGACACUAGUGUCGGCUGAUUAGAAGUGAACAUGACACACACACACACAUACACAGACACACACACACACACACACACACACACACACACACACACACACACACACACACACACAGACAUCACUGUCUUAGCUCACAUCCACAUCAAAAGUAAGAGGAGGGGAUCCAUACCACUCUCAUGUCUUGGGGCUAAAAGUGAUGCUAGAGGCAGAGGGCGAUUAGUUUAGCUCAGCAUAAAGAGUGGAAGGAAAAGGAAAUGUGCAGUGCUCAGAGAUUCUUUUUCUCUGGGUGCAGGAGUCUUGAUUAGACUACCAUUGGAAACUCACAUCUGGCCAAGCUGUAGUUCCAGCAUGUCACUCCCCUUAAAUGUAACUCAUGAUACCUUCCCAAGUCCAUUCAUCUCCCGUAUUAUUACAUUUGUCUGUGUCACAAAUUAAUGAGUUUUUUUCAGGGCUGUUGUAUAAGGUUAGAUAUUACAGGUGUUUAUGCUCUCGUUGUGUCUGCUCCCUUUUAAUGUUGUCGUUUUCUAAUAGUCUCAGGCUAACUGCAGAGGUGAUGUUUGUCGUAGCAGAGGGCAGUGCAGUCAUGUUAACACUAGUGUUGAUACCACCUGGCAACUGAACAUGCUGAUCAUUUAGCCCAGGAGGGUGUUACUCCACCACAUGGGCUUUAAUAUAUUAUUAUAUAUUUGAUGCCGAGGUCUGUUCCCGCUAGAAUCCAUCUGCCACUGACACUAACCCGUAACUGCGCACAACGCCGCAAUGCCAUCAUAAACACGCGCUCGAAUAAACUCAUGUCAUCCUGUGUAACCACCCAUAUUAUCACUGCGUUUGUCCGUCAACUAAAACCUUUGUCUUGUUAACAUCUCAUAUUUACACCGAGAAACCCUAAAAAGUGUCUUGUAAUAUUUACAGCUCUGACGUAUUGUACUAAUGGAAAUAAUGAAGGCUGUAAAAAGACAACGUAUGCCUUUUCUCUCUCUUUGUAUUGUGAUAUCUUUUGUCUGGUACGUCGUCAAAGGAGUCUGAACAGAAAGGGUUGAAGAUUUUUGUGGCAGUGUCGACUGAGAGGAAUCCCAAACCUUCAACACACAAUUAACAAAAAAAGAUGACGCCCAUCGGUCCAGAAUUCCUCAGUCAGUAGGAAACUUGCUGUGUUUCUCUGACAGUUCUGUCCACGUAACAGACACUCAGGCUCCACUGCCACUUCAAUCUCAACCCCUCUCUACUCUUGUAGACUUUGGUUUGCCCAAAUAUAAAGGGAUUAAAUGUAUUUUACAAAUAAAGACUCAAUUGGU
Molecule: messenger RNA, 2704 nt
Organism: Scophthalmus maximus (turbot)
Lineage: Eukaryota; Metazoa; Chordata; Actinopteri; Pleuronectiformes; Scophthalmidae
Product: CD81 protein
Exons: 8
Coding region: 129-863 (244 amino acids)
Cellular component (GO): membrane
Source: RefSeq, a predicted model, not a curated record